Molecule: messenger RNA, 1741 nt
Organism: Fundulus heteroclitus (mummichog)
Lineage: Eukaryota; Metazoa; Chordata; Actinopteri; Cyprinodontiformes; Fundulidae
Exons: 11
Coding region: 676-1611 (311 amino acids)
Source: RefSeq, a predicted model, not a curated record
GUGGAAGCUACAGAAUAUUGCAAGUCUCUGUAGCUACUGGGGGGAGGGGGAUAGAGCUUCUUAACAGUCCAAUGUAACAAUUUGGAGGCAACCAUAUUUAAUACUUUUCCAUAGCAUGCAUACUAAUCUGAACAUUUCCUUCAAUUAGGAUACUGCCUGGUUUAUGUUUUCUAACUUAAAGAAUAAAUAAGUUUUAUUGUUUUAUAAAAUCAAGCUGUUGUAUAAACAAAGGUGUCACAGACCAAAAACCACAAAUCAAUAGUUUUCUUACCUAAAUAAAUAAUAAAGAAAGUAAAGUCAUAAAGAAAAUAAUCUGUUUUACCUAAUGAUUAUGUCAUUAGUCAUGAUUGGAUAAUUUCUGCAUUUUGUUUUGUGUCAUUUGAAGUAUUCAUAAAGCCAUAAAGUUGAUUGACAGGUUGUGGCUCUGAAAUGAUUUCAUCUCUAUGGAAUCCAACAGAACAUGCUGGGCUUGGUGUGCAUGCUUUGGUUUAGCGUUGUUGGUUAAUUGGUGUUCUCCACCCUGUGAAGGCCUUACUGCAUCUUUAAGGUUGGCUCCUCACUUUCCUCAAGCAGAGCGAAGGAGACAGACAGGAUUUCAGACCUUUCUUUUUAGUUUGAAAUGCGGUUUAAGUAAACUAAGGAAAUAGAGGAUAAGCGGUGCUUUAUCGACCCACCAUGGGAGGGCCGAGAACUUUGUCACAAGUUCUACUUCUCUCAGCGUUUGGGAUCGCAUUUGUCUCAUCUACAGUCUCUGUGACCGGCAACACAACACAAGAAAACAGCACUUCUUCCACUCCAAGCACUGUUUCCAAGGAAUCAUGCCGAGGAGUGAACCUGCAGGAUCCGAGUCGCAGCAUAUUUGCUGCUGUGGACUCAUUGGUAGGGGAGCUUUCUUGUAAAAGGAAGGAAAAUGCAAGCCUAUCAGAGGACUCCUUCGUGGAAGUGGAACAAAACAUCCGACGGAUUGUUGAGUCGUCUAUAAAAGUCUUUUUAGACCUGGGCACCAAUGAAUCUGGCUCUGAUGUUUUGGAACAAAUUGGAAUCUUAGACAACCUUGAUGUGGAAAACUACAAAGACCCAUCAUUCAUCAGGCUGUGGUUCUCUCUGAAGAUGACUUUUCUGUUGCCCUUUGUCAAUGAAAGGUUCCUCAUCCAGCUUGGCAACAAGAACUUCAGCUGUGGUUCCUUCCAAGAACUUGUGAAGUCUCUCAGUGAAGGAAUCGAGCCUUCUCAGACGACGAGGAAGCAACAAAUCUACAGAAACUUCAUUCUGGGGUAUCUGACCAGAAAGAAUUUGGAAGAACCUGGAUGCAUAGAAAAUGUAAACGGAAGUGAAGACUGGGUGGAGAAAAACUUGAAGAGCUUUUUGGUCUUUGCAACACUACAGGAGCUUAAAACUAUCAACAGCAAUUUUUCUACCAGAGACGUGUUGGAAAAGCUCUCACCACGACAGAAAGCAGAACUGAUACUGGAUCCAGAAAGUGAUGAAUCAGGGGAUGUAGACAUUGUCAGAGAAAUUAUAACAAGUGUGACAAAGUCUGGGAAUGAGGAGCUACUCACCCAAUUUUUCCAGGAUUUCACACAAUUAAGAAAACAGGUAUUGAAUUCAUAGUGAACUCACAUUUGUAAUCUACCCUAUAGAUAGAAACAAAAUUUAACAAAGAAAAAUAAAGGAAUGGUAACUUUCUGUGGGAAAAACAAAGUUGUCAAAAAAGUGUAACUUGAUAGAAGAAAGAGCAAAA